Messenger RNA from Agelaius phoeniceus (red-winged blackbird), 4029 nucleotides. It is a transcript of the gene KIF24, whose product is annotated as kinesin family member 24. The record is from RefSeq and is a predicted model, not a curated record. Gene Ontology annotation, molecular function: ATP binding; microtubule motor activity; microtubule binding. Lineage: Eukaryota; Metazoa; Chordata; Aves; Passeriformes; Icteridae. Gene Ontology annotation, biological process: microtubule-based movement; microtubule depolymerization. Gene Ontology annotation, cellular component: microtubule.
AUGGCAUCAUGCCUUUACGAAUGCCUUUGUGAAGCAGGACUUGAAAAAUACUAUCCCCACUUUGCUGCCUUUGGUGUUCAGACAAUUGAUGAGCUUGCCGAGGUUUCCAUGGAAGAUUUUUCCAAACUGGGGGUCCAUGACAUAAAUGACCGCAAACAUCUUUUCCACCUCAUUAGAAUAAUCAAAUUUACACAACAAGAAGGCACUGCAAACCUAAGCAAGCAGGAUUUUCAACCACAUGGCCUUUUCAUUCAGCCUCAGGUGACCAAGUCAGGACCCCGUAGACAGCUGCGUUUCGAGUCCUUUUGUGGAGAAAAUGAUGGAACAGUUAAAGACUCUGAACCGGAGUUGUAUCAGUCAUCUGAUUUCAGUGCCGAUGAAGAGAAGGACAAUGUAGGGGAAAUGCUGGGACACAUCCCACCACACAAUCCAGAACCGAUCAGAUUAACUAGAAGAGACCUAAAUAUUGCUGGAAUAGGUUCAAAAAAUGACCUGAGCUGUCCAACAGUUUCUGAUGAUAUUGCUCCUCUCCUGGGUGAUUCUGAAGUUCCUCCUGUACAAAGAGUAACUCAUAUUUCAGGGUAUAAUUAUGGACUACCUCAUUCCUGUAUCAGAUCCAAUACUUUCGACAAAGAGACUCCAUGGACAGAGAGUGAAAAAAUCAGAGUGUGUGUCCGAAAACGUCCUCUCUGCGUGAGGGAGGAGAGACGUGGGGAGGCAAAUAUAAUCACAGUGAAAGAUCAGGAAACCCUACUUCUCCACGAGAAGAAGGAGGCAGUUGAUCUUACACAAUACAUUUUACAGCAUGUUUUUUGUUUUGAUGAAGUCUUCGAGGAGUCAUGUACCAAUCAGGAUGUGUACAUGAAGACAGCUUAUCCUCUCAUUCAGCAUAUUUUUAACGGAGGCAAUGCAACUUGCUUUGCAUACGGGCAGACUGGUGCUGGCAAGACUUACACCAUGAUAGGGAAUCACCGGAACCCAGGACUCUAUGCCCUGGCUGCCCAGGACAUCUUUAGGUACCUGGAAGCAUCACCAUCCAGGAAAGAGCUAGUGGUUCUGAUCAGUUUUUAUGAGAUCUACUGUGGACACCUUUAUGACCUGCUAAAUGGAAGGCAAAGACUUUUUGCAAGAGAAGAUGGCAAGCAUGUCGUUCAGAUCGUUGGACUGCGGGAGGUUCAGGUGGAUUCUGUAGAUGAGCUGUUGGAGGUGAUUUUGAAGGGGGGAAAAGAACGUAGUACAGGAGUUACUGCUGUCAACUCCGAUUCCUCUCGGUCUCAUGCUAUCAUCCAAAUUCAAAUUAAAGACACAAGCAACAGGGCAUUUGGGAGGAUAUCAUUCAUUGACUUGGCUGGCAGUGAAAGAGCAGCUGAUGCCAAAGAAAAGGAUCGACAAACAAAAAUGGAAGGAGCAGAAAUAAACCAAAGUCUUUUGGCACUAAAGGAAUGCAUUCGGGCGUUGGAUCAGGAACAAGUGCAUACUCCUUUCCGGCAAAGCAAGUUAACUCUGGUGCUGAAAGACUCUUUCAUUGGCAAUUCCAAGACAUGUAUGAUAGCCAAUGUUUCACCGAGCAACCUAGCUGCAGAGCACACCCUGAACACUCUGAGAUAUGCUGACAGGGUCAAAGAGCUGAAGAAAGGGAUUAGAUACCCUGCCCCUGUCACAAAAAGGCGUCGCAAAGCUGGAACUGUAUCUCCAAGGCAUAUCCCAGGCUCUCCCUUUUUGCCACCUGGGGAAAAGAGCUCUCCAAAGAAAGUGAAGCUAGGCCUACAGCAUCCCUCAAGUGCUGCAAAACCAAAGGCAUAUCCUGCAACACUCCAGCCACCUGGAGUCCCUCUUACCUCUACCCCCAAGGGAACUGGCAAAGGACAUGCCUACAUAGAAGAAACCAGCACUCCCUGCUUCCACCACACCACCCCAGUUAAGGGAGUCCUAGAAAUAACACAUCCCCUGAAGAAAAGUUAUCUAUCUCCCCUCCCUGAAAAGAGCUCCUCGGUGGAGGAUUUCAUUUCCACAGAAGAGAGUGGCCAGCAAGACAAGUAUAUGCAAAACAGAACACCUGUCCAGUGCCUGAAAGUUCAGACAGUGCAACCUCUUCAGAAACAAUUUGUUCCUAAUGACAAUAAUUCCUCUGGAGAUGGCAAUCUCCAAAGCGAACAGGAAUGGGGAAAUACUUUUCCUAAACAGUCUGUUGAAGCGUGGACAUAUCUGCCUCCCUAUCAGAAGGAAAGGGAAGAGCAUUUACGUCUUUAUCACCAGCAGUUUCAGCAACCCCCUAUUCUAAAGCAAAAGUUGAACUAUCAACCUCUUGAGAGGUUUUUAAUACAGUACAAGCCCGAGGAGAUUCAAUUGAAGCAGGAGCUGAGCCUACCUCCAACUGAAGGGCAGAGCAAAGAGUGGAUACAGCAGGAAGAUCUGGAUGACAGUGAUUUCAGUGAAGAUUCUUUCUCACCUGUCUGUAGUCAAAAGAGUGUGAAAAGAGGAAAUAGCAGCAAAUCCAGUCAACAUUCAUUUUUCCUUCAUGAAAGAGAGCAAGGAACCGAAGAAGAGCAAAAAGGCCAAAAGCGGCAGGAUUUAUUUUUUAAAUAUUCAAUACCCACAGAAGAGCGUGGAUUAGAUGACAGCUGGGAUUGUAGUGAGGGUCGCUCAGCAGUAGAGGAACCCAUUAAAAAUGCAGGCUGCAGCAAAACUCCUGCAGACUGGAACUAUGACUUAGCUGAAUUCCCUCCAAGCAAUACUGCAGAAAAACCCUACUGCCUGCAGGAAGAUCCUGCUUGCAGCUGGAGAAAUAGCAAGGACUUCCUAGCUGAUCACAAAGAGUUCAAGUCCAAACACAGACGUAUUGUUUACUCCAGUGAAGCCACCUUAACUCCAGAAACGGAUGCUUCAACUCCGUGUGUAUCUCCUGUAUUGAAAUCAGGAACUCCGGAGUGCAAAGAAUUUGAUCCUCAGCAUGAGGAGAAGGAAGAAUCCACUUUGGCUAAAAAGGCUACCCUUGUAGGAGGAGGUGUAAAUUGGAAAGCUCAAAAAAAUGGAGUCAGCCACUCCGUUUCAUCCAGUUCCUCAGACUUCACCUCCGAGCUCAUGACCCCACUCCGGGUGUCACCUCUUGAUGGUGAGGACACAACUGAAACAGAGAAAGCGACUUCCAACCAAGAGCAGCCCCACGGCGAGAAGCAGGUGCCGGACAGUGACGCCCAGAGCAGGUUUGAGGAGGAGGACUGGCAGUGCACCAGGAGCAGAUCCAUGACCGACAGCAUGCUGGAGCUGGCAGAGCAGCCUGGCCAUGGGGAAAGGCUCUGUGCCCUGCUGGGCUCCUCUCAAGCCACAAACAAGAAGCUCCCCCCCACCUGUGGUCGUGUGAAGCCGUGCUGCUGCCACCUGCGAUCAGUUUUAUCCAAGCAGGGAGUCCGGCGCAGUUUGUUUGUUGAACGUGACCUGGCAGAAACAUCCACAGCUGGAUCCACAGCUGGAUCUGCCGUUCCCGGGCCAGAGACCCCGUCUCGGGAGAGCAGCCGGCUGCAGCAGCCCAAGCCAGGACUGAGGAAUGAGGAUCUCACCCAUUUUGAAGACCCUGCCAAGUCAUCGUUCGGCAGUGAGGAGACAGGGUUGCUAAAAAACAAGCCAAAGCAGAGUAUUUUUACACAGGAGACUUUUGCUGCAGAUGCAGGAUUUGCAGCCAAAGAUAAUAAGCCAAUAGCAAAUGCAAAAUGCCCCUCACAGGUGUCCAGCAGCUGUUCUCCAAGUGCUGCAUCAGAGAUGGGGAAGUGGCAGAAGGAAGCCCUAGAAAAGGCACAAAAGACUCUAAUUCGUGCUCAUCAGCAGCAGCUGGAUGAACUGGCACACCUGUGCUUCAAAGAGGAGUGCUUGAUAAAUCAGAUGUCAGCAAUGGAUUUUCAGAAUUUCAUGGCCAUGCUGGAUGAAAUCUUGGUGCUGAAGUCAAAGUGUGUCCAAACAAUGCGAGCCCAGCUUCAGCUCUGUUCAGCCUCCCCUGGCACUGACAAAUCACUGCAAACACGUCCACCCGUUUAG